This is a messenger RNA of Mycena citricolor, 2504 nucleotides long. Lineage: Eukaryota; Fungi; Basidiomycota; Agaricomycetes; Agaricales; Mycenaceae. The record is from the annotation of a GenBank genome assembly.
CCACCCUGUCACUGCCUUGACCCUUGGGAUGGUUGUUAUUACCGAAAGAGCACUGGGAUCUCAUGCCCCACGCAAAUACCAGGUUUCCAGGUGGCGACAAAUGUCCCAUUCUCUGGGCAAUUUUUCCGCUCAGGUCUUCUUGCCGGCAGGAUACCCUGAGAGCGUUACUUCAGUUCAAUGUUUCAUUUGCAGGGUUUGGCGUUGGAAACGCAUCCGCAUCCGCCACCCAUGCCCUUCUUCUCACUGUCCUUCAAGACUUUUUUGGCCGAAUGACCACAAUCUGUGGAGCAUACCUCAUAGGCCCGUCAUUGACAUCGGAGGCGAAAACAUUCCGGUUACUCGCCGAUCUGUUGAAUGAUAUCGCAAUCGUUCUCGAUACACUCUCUCCUCUCCUGAAGCUCAGUGUAUUACGCGUAUCAACGCUUUGUCUAAGCGGAUCUCUCCGCGCGAUGUGUGGAUUGUGCGCCGGUGGCUCCAAAGCUGCUCUUACAAACCACUUUGCAUCACCAACGUCGGGGUCUGGCGAUGUUGGUGAUCUGAAUGCAAAAGACAGCAGCAAGGAGACAGUUUUGGCGCUGCUUGGAAUGCUGGUCGGAAGCGUGGUGGUACAGCAUCUGAACAGCGCAUUUCUCACGUAUACCGUCCUGUUCACGCUGGUCGGACUGCAUCUCGCGUUGAAUUACGCUGGGGUGUCCGGCGUCGUUUUGAGGACGCUCAACCGUCAGCGAAUGACAAUCGCUUGGGAACUGUAUCGUGCCAACGGUCGCACUCCCACGCCCGAGGAAGUAUCCUCCCUCGAGCACAUCUUUCAGCGCCCCGAUCACAUUCGAGGAACGAAGUGCACCUUUGGCUCGUCUCUCAAUGCCGUUCUCGGCGGGACAAGCAUCCCGCGCUCCUUGUUGGAUGGAAUGGGGGAGGAACGCUACAUCUUAUGGUCAGAACGGGGUGCAGGAGUGUCAUUGCACAUCUGUUUCAAAGAGGGCUAUACUCCCUUUGACCAGCUUAGAUCAUGGGCGCAUGCGGUCGAAGUGGUUGGAAUGACUAGCAAGGACCCCGCGGACGACAAGCUCAUUCUUAGUGCACAUCAGACCAUGGCGGCCGCGUUCCCGGCAUUCCUGGAUGGCAUGCGGGAGAAGGGGUGGAUCGUGGCGGACGUUGCUCUCCAAGCAGGCCAGCCACAGGCUCUGAUUGUGGCGGUGGACUUUGAGGACAGGAAGCGAAGGUGACAUGCAAACUAUGACUGUUAUCUUGAUGGCUCUGUUUCUCCGGUUCCCCUUUGUCUGUCCACGUUACCAUGUUGAUCUCCGCAUUUUCCCCGCUUACGUCUCUUGUAAGAUGGAUUAUUUCGUUGGUCUGGAUGGGUGGCGCACCCUGGGUGUCUAUGGCCGGCGGCAAACAAGGAAGAUCUCUUUUUUUUCAGUCAUGGGACACUGUCAGUUUCGAGAAUGGGACACGGCUCGGAUCAGGGUAAAGAGAUUUACCAAGGUUUAGGCUCUUGAACAAUGUUGAGGUGUUACCUCGGGCUUUUUCGGCCGUCCAAAGCGCAGUCCAGGAAAUAACGCGUCAUAGACUCUGCAUCCGGACAGAAGACGGGCGGGGCAGAUUGCGAUGCCAUUCAGCGGCAUUCUGUAUGCGGUCUCACGUCCACAUCACCUAUAUCCGCAAGUUCUUGAACAUCGGGAGUUCCCGUGCAUUCAGUGUCCUGGGUUCGACCGGCUGAAAAACAAAAGGGCGUGCGAAAUGAGGUCCAGGCGAGCAUCACUUGGAAAGCAGAGCACUCAGAGGUAUUGCUGGUGUUUGAAGCUCCGAGAGAUUUGCGGCAGACAUCGUUCCUGAGUUGACUUCGCGCUCGGACUUCUAGCAGCACGGUUCUGAACCUUGUUACCCCACAGGAAGAAAAUCAGGAUCCGAGAAGCCUGUCGGCUCGGACCUCUUUCUCCAUCGGGACAAUCACACAUUCUUUCUAGCAUCCAUGGACCAAUUCUCUGCUUCGGCGGCAGACACAAUGAUGGACCUCGGUCACCUGCUUCUGCCACUCCUGGUCUUUGCCGGCGCGCCUAGCGUGCGCGUCUCCCAAUUUGUCUGUCCAGCGCCUGCAUCUCCGGUCCGAUUCUCGUACUCCUGUCGACACAGACAGAAUGGCAAGCGUAAUUGAAGUCUCUCUGGUGGGUGAAUUGAUAGCGAGAUCUUGUAUUACCUGCCUGAGCGCAACACGCUUGAUUCGGCAUGAAGGACGGGACGCUCGAGUCGUCCGAGGAGACCAUGCAGAUUACCACACAGCACAACGCGGCCGACAGUAACAGAGUCCGCCGUGCCUCCACAGGCAUCUUCCGAACGCCUCAAAAGCUUCCUUUCCCUUCUUUCAAGUUUUUCCGCAUCGACAUAUCGGGCGCAGUGAGCCACCGGACCUAUUAAUCCAUCUCUUGAGAAACUGUCUAGACAUAGGGCUCUCGACUACGACGCUCUCGUCCUCGACUGCACUACGAUUUAUCGAUGCAUAAUAG